UCAGCCCGGUCUCGGUGUGAAAAUGUUUAGUGGAUGACUUCAUGUAGGAAGUAGAAAUGAGGGCGUUGAAACUGACUGAGAUGACGUCUCAUGCAAUUAAGAGUUUAUUCAAGUCAUUCAAUACCAUUCUAACAGAUUGUGAUGGUGUCUUAUGGCUUGAAGAUGAUUUGAUCAAAGGAUCGGAAACAGUAAUGAAUGGUUUUAGGAAAAUGGGAAAAAGAAUUUUCUUCAUUACUAACAACAGCAGCAAAACUAGAAAUGGAGCUGCAGAGAAAUGUAAAAAGUUAGGUUUUCAGGCCGAAAAAGAAGAAAUAAUAUCAACAUCAUAUUUGGCUGCUUCUUAUUUGACUGACAUCGGGUUUAAGAAGAAGGUUUAUGUAUUUGGCUCAUCUGGUGUUACUGAAGAGUUGAAGUAUGCUGGCCACAAAUCAAAUGAGCCUGGUCCUGAUCCAAUGGUUGAUGAUCUGAAAACACUGUUACGUUCAAAAAUAAAACUUGAUCCUGAUGUUGGAGCUGUAAUUGUUGCAUACGAUGAUCAUAUCAGCCUUCCAAAGAUUAUUAAGGCGGCAACUUAUGUAAAAGAUCCCAACUGCUUGUAUCUGGGCACUAGUGCAGAAGGGCGGAAGAUAAUAAAGGGAGACUUUUCUGUCCCAGGUGCUGGCUGUAUGGCUGCAGCAGUCACUAGCUGCUCAGGACGUCAUCCUGUUAUAUUAGGAAAACCAAGUGAAUACUUAAUGGAUGUCCUCAUCAGGAAGUUAAAAGUAGAACCUGGCCGAACUUUGAUGAUAGGUGACAGUGCGAGGACAGAUAUAAUGCUGGGGAAUCGAUGUGGUUUCCAGACUUUAUUGGUUCUAUCUGGACUAACCACUGCACACAAUUUACAAGAAUGGCAGAAUUCACAGGAUGAGAGAUAUAAGGGUUAUAUUCCUAACUAUUACGUGCAGUCACUGGGUGAUCUAACGCCCUUUUUAGCAAGUUGAGACCUUGUCAGCACUGUGUAAGACUUGUGCAGUUGCUAGUUGUGGUUUCUGCUCAUGAUGGUAAAAUUUCAUUUCUGUUAUUGUGUGACAAUAAGUUUGUGUACUUUAUUUUGGGAAAAAAUGAAAACAUUCAUGAAAUUUCAAUCAAUCUGAAU
This is a messenger RNA of Schistocerca americana (American grasshopper), 1135 nucleotides long. Its product is annotated as glycerol-3-phosphate phosphatase-like. The record is from RefSeq and is a predicted model, not a curated record. Lineage: Eukaryota; Metazoa; Arthropoda; Insecta; Orthoptera; Acrididae. The transcript has 6 exons. Gene Ontology annotation, molecular function: phosphatase activity. Bases 57 to 980 code for a protein of 307 amino acids. Gene Ontology annotation, cellular component: cytoplasm.